Messenger RNA from Cantharellus anzutake, 1792 nucleotides. Its product is annotated as mitochondrial carrier domain-containing protein. Gene Ontology annotation, molecular function: ATP transmembrane transporter activity; calcium ion binding. Lineage: Eukaryota; Fungi; Basidiomycota; Agaricomycetes; Cantharellales; Hydnaceae. Gene Ontology annotation, biological process: transmembrane transport. The transcript is spliced from 11 exons. The record is from RefSeq and is a predicted model, not a curated record. The coding region runs from base 151 to 1698 and encodes 515 amino acids.
UCCAACGCUUCAGUUCCGCAAUCUUUGCGCGAGUACAGACAUCUGGAGGACGAGAAGAAGCGAGAGGCGCGCCUUAGGGCCGUGUGGGAAAGCUUGCCUGUGGUGUUGUCAGCAGAAAACAAAAAAUUCCACUCAACUUUGAACGUUGAGAUGACCUCCGAACGGGCAAAAGCGCUGAAGCACGCAUACCUCGUUGAAUUGACUGGAAAGUGCACGCAUCCAUCGCAUUAUCGUGGCCAAAAUGCCUCAUCGCGCUUGGAUUGGGUUGCGUUUAAGAGGUAUGCGGAUGCCAAGGAGAGAGAGUUGUGGGCGAUCUUUCAUGAUGAGCUAGAUCUCGACGGUAAUGGACAUUUAGAUGCCGCCGAAUGGGCAGCUGCGUUGCAAAAAACGGGGAUAUAUAUGUCUCCUCAAGCUUUAUCUGAUUUCAUGACUGCCGUCACUUCUUCUCCAGAUUCCCCUGCCAUAUCCUUUACAGAAUUCCGCGACUAUUUAUUACUCCUGCCGAGAGAGAUCUCUCCAAGAGAAAUACACCAGUAUUAUGAAAUGAGGAGGCUCAUGGGUGACGAUGGACGGGGCCCAGCACGUGUCACUAUGGAAGGUGACGUCAGUCUGAGUGGUGAAGAUAGCUCGUAUCACACCCAAUCACAUCAUGUAACAGCUGAAUCAUGGCAGCAGUCGCUGCCGACAGCUGACCAUUCGUACGAUGACCAUCAUGAUGCUGAUGAUACAGAUGAAGAGGAAGAGGAAGAUGACAGUCACCACCUCCUCGGCUCUUCGUCCCUCAAGUUCCUACUGGCGGGGGGCGUCGCCGGUGUUGUCUCGCGGACAGCAACCGCCCCUUUCGACCGUCUGAAGGUGUACUUGAUGACAACUUCUAUUGAUCUUGUGAGCUCUAACAUCUCAUUGAAUGCUGCACCGGCGACGUCGAGUGCACUCCAACGAGGGACACAGGUAAUAUGGCGAGCCAUCCUUAAUAUUUAUGCUGAGGGUGGUGUGCGAGCUUUUUGGGUUGGUAAUGCGUUGAACACCGCGAAAAUAAUGCCGGAAUCGGCCAUCAAAUUUAUGUCGUACGAGACUGCAAAACAAGCAUUUGCAAAAUACGUCGAUAAGGUGGACGACCCACGCGAGAUUUCUGGUGUUAGUCGAUUCAUCUCUGGUGGCAUUGGUGGGAUGACGAGCCAACUUGCAAUAUAUCCUAUAGAGACUUUGAAGACGCAAAUGAUGAGCACCGCUGGUAGCCAGACAAGAUCAUUGAUGCCUUCAAUAAAACGUGUCUGGGCGUUAGGUGGUUUCCCUGCCUAUUAUCGCGGGCUUGUUAUUGGUCUAGUUGGGGUAUUUCCUUAUUCCGCCAUCGACAUGUCCACCUUUGAGGCCCUCAAACUUGCAUAUGUGCGUUCAACAGGUAUAUCGGAGCCGGGCGUAUUAGCGCUCUUGGCCUUCGGGAGCAUUAGCGGAAGCGUGGGCGCUACAUCCGUGUACCCAAUCAACCUAAUCAGGACACGGUUACAGGCGAGCGGCUCUUCGGGGCACCCCCAGCGGUAUGAUGGAAUGAUGGACGUUAUAAGGAAAACCUAUUCAAAGGAAGGCUGGAAGAGUUUCUACAAAGGUUUGGUCCCAACCCUUGCUAAGGUUGUACCGGCCGUCUCGAUAUCGUAUGUUGUUUACGAAAGCACUAAACGGCAAUUAGGGGUUGCGUGAACUUGAUCGCUCUCCUGGUUUCAUCACGGACCGGCCCCCGCUGGCACACGCUUGCAUACACGAUUUCUAUGCUUAGACUACAUUCUCCUACGCU